Molecule: messenger RNA, 1155 nt
Organism: Gavia stellata (red-throated loon)
Lineage: Eukaryota; Metazoa; Chordata; Aves; Gaviiformes; Gaviidae
Gene: FAHD1
Product: fumarylacetoacetate hydrolase domain containing 1
Exons: 1
Coding region: 1-672 (223 amino acids)
Cellular component (GO): mitochondrion
Molecular function (GO): acetylpyruvate hydrolase activity
Source: RefSeq, a predicted model, not a curated record
AUGGCCUCCUCCAAGCCCCUGUCCCGCUUCUGGGAGUGGGGCAGGAACAUCGUCUGCGUGGGGCGCAACUACGCCGAGCACGCCAAGGAGAUGGGGAGCGCGCCGCCCCGGGAGCCCCUCUUCUUCCUCAAGCCCUCCUCGGCCUACCUGCGCGAAGGCUCGCCCAUCCUCCGGCCCUACUACUGCAAGAACCUGCACCACGAAGUGGAGCUGGGGGUGGUGAUCGGGAAGAGAGCCCGGGCCGUGUCCCAGGAGGCCGCCAUGGAGCACGUGGCGGGCUAUGCCCUGUGCUUGGACAUGACGGCCAGGGACACCCAGGAGGAGUGCAAAAAGAAGGGCCUGCCCUGGACCUUGGCCAAGGGCUUCAGUUCGUCAUGCCCGGUCAGUGACUUUGUGCCCAAGGAGGAGAUCCCAGACCCUCACAAGCUGAAGAUCUGGCUCAAGGUGAACGGAAAGCUGAGGCAGGAGGGGGAGACCUCCUCGAUGAUCUUCUCCAUCCCUUACCUGAUCAGCUACAUCAGCGAAAUACUCACCCUGGAAGAAGGGGACUUGAUUCUGACGGGGUCUCCCAAAGGAGUUGGGUCUGUGCAGGUCAACGAUGAGAUAGAGGCUGGGAUAACCAACGUCCUCUCCAUGCGGUUUAAGGUGGCGCAACAAACGCGGGGCUCCUAACCAGGAGCCGGGCUGGGACCCUGUCUGCAUAGGAAGGGGCUCUUUUGGCAACAUCUGGUGAACAAAGAGACACACGAGCUGUCCUGUACGUUAAACACUUACAUGGCCCAAGCGUCUUAACGGACUGUCACGCAUCAAAGACACGUAACUUGUGAGCUCGAAAGGUGUUUGAUGAAAACAGCCCCGUUUCCAUGGAGGCUUCAGCCUCCUCUUAGGCUGUGAACCUGGAGCCCAACCCAGCUUGGGGCAGAUGGUUGAUACCUAAAUUGUACCUUGGAACUGUGGAUGGAGACGAGGUGCCGGACAGCCGGGGAGGGGAGCUGGGCUGGCUGGCACUGGGUGUGCUCUUCUGUUCUAUUGAUGCUUUGAGCUUUGCCAAUGUAUCGCCUGAAAAUAAAAAUUAUAAAUUAAACCAUUAAAAUGGUGAUGUAAGGAGCUAAAGCUCACCCAUGCUAUGCAAAAAUCAAAGAUGUAGGUGUAACA